Closterium sp. NIES-65 is the source of this 1239-nucleotide messenger RNA. Lineage: Eukaryota; Viridiplantae; Streptophyta; Zygnematophyceae; Desmidiales; Closteriaceae. The record is from the annotation of a GenBank genome assembly.
AUGCCGACGUACCUGAGACGCAGCCUCGGGGCGCUCUUCUUCGGCGCGAGAUCCAACGUUCUCCUGAUCUGCGUUCCCGCGACCUUUCUCGCCAUCCUCCAUAACUUCCCUGAUGGCUACGUAUUCACCCUCAGCCUCCUUUCCUUGAUCCCCCUCGCGGAGCGUCUCGGUUUCGUUACAGAGCAACUCGCUUUGUGCACUAACCCUACUCUGGGCGGGCUCCUCAACGCUACGUUCAGCAACGCUCCGGAGCUUAUCAUCGUUCUAGUGGCUCUUAAAAGAGGGCUCGUUCGGAUUAUUCAGCUCUCGAUCCUCGGAUCGAUCCUGGGGAAUCUUCUGCUGUGCCUGGGAAGCGCGUUCCUCGCAGGAGGAAUUUACCACAAGCAUCUGGAGUUUAAUCGCCCAGCCGCGCAAAUGAACAGUGGCGCGCUGAUGCUCGCGAUGAGCGGGAUGCUCUUCCCCAACCUGCUGCACGCAACGGGCACGGAGCUCCACGAAUACGACUCGCAGCUCGGCCUCUCGCGCUUCGCUGCCGUCCUCAUGCUCUUCGCGUACGCCGCGUACAUCUACUUCCAGCUCGUCACGCACCGCGAGUUCUUCGAGGAGGGCGAAGACGGCGGCGACGGCGCGGACGGCGGCAGCGGCGGCGGAGGCGGCGUGGAGCAGUCGGAGCUGGGCUUGUGGGGCGGCGUGUUCUGGCUGAUUGUCGUGACGACGCUGAUCUCCGUCCUGUCGGAUGAUCUGGUGAAUUCGGUUGAGGGAACGGCCACGCAGUGGAAUGUGCCCUUCUCCGGGAUCUGCGUCGUCGUGCUGCCACUCGUUAAUAAUGUCACUGAGCACACGUCCGCCAUUUUCUUUGGCAUGCGCGACAAGCUCGACGUGGCCCUCUCCAUCGCGGUCGGCUCGUCCAUCCAGCUCGCCAUGUUCCUCAUCCCGCUCGCAGUCAUCGGCGGGUGGAUUAUCGGAGUCCCCAUGGACCUCAACUUCCACCGCUUUGAAACGCUCGCUCUCUUCAUCACGGUUCUGAUCACCGUGCUUGUGCUGCACGAGGCCAAUGCCAACUGGCUCAAGGGGCUCAUGCUUGUUCUCAUGUACGCUAUUCUCGCCGCCACCUUUUUCAACCACAAGGAGACUUUUCUGGGGCCGGAUUCGGGGGGCGCUGCGGGGAGUGCGGCGGGCGGGGUUGCAGGGGUGCUGGGUGGGGCUGCAGGGAUUCCGGCGCUGCACCAUGAUUUGUGA